Messenger RNA from Cimex lectularius (bed bug), 1422 nucleotides. RefSeq lists its product as uncharacterized. The transcript has 2 exons. Lineage: Eukaryota; Metazoa; Arthropoda; Insecta; Hemiptera; Cimicidae. The record is from RefSeq and is a predicted model, not a curated record. The coding region runs from base 459 to 1169 and encodes 236 amino acids.
GUUAGCGUGAGAGACUCUCGGCUCGUAGACCUCGCGGUCGUGGCUUCGAUUCCCGCCGUCGCCUCUGGUCUUUUUUUCACGAUACCCUUCCCCCCAAAAUCGAAUACGCAUACAAUACAUUGUCUUUGCCUAAUGUAGUGCAGUGAAAUAAGUAGUAUUAAAUAUGUAGUUAAUAGUUAGUUGAAUAAUUAAAAGGGAAACGUCGAGCCGGGGAAACAAUGGAAGUGAUGACUGUGCGUCUGGCCUGCUCGGGGCCAGGAUAGAGAUAGAGAGAGUUCAGGGAAAAACUGACCGAGUGCAAAGCAAGACCAGUGGAAAAAGUGAAACCGAUUGAAGAAUGUGGAGGACCUUGUUCUCUGUGCUGGCCCUAGGCGGCUGCCAGUUUGGACUUGUAUGAGCAGUUAGUCAUAGAAGAGAUUCGUGGAAAACUGAUCUCGGUGAGAGAAUCUGUUUAUGAAAUGGAAAGGGCCGUGGAUCGAUUCAGCACUCUCGUCAAAGUGAUGCAGAAAGAGACGAUGAACUCCAUCAAAACAUACGAUUUACAAACGGAAAGAAACCACACAAGUUUCUUGAAUUCGAUAGAAAACAAAGUAUGUGAAAAUUCCAUACACAAAUGUUCCCCAUUCAUGCCGAAGAUGCCACUUUUGGGUAAGAACGUAUCUCGAAAGAUGAAAUAUCUAUCUAGGAGAAUACUAGAGACGAAAAUUUUGGUGAAAAAAGUACUCAUCGAUUUCGAUUUUGCCGAGGCGGAUUUUCGAGUCAGGUACGCGGAGUGUAAAUCUAAGCAUUACGGUGACCAGUGCGUCAAUGAACUGAACACGUGGUGCAAAUCAAAGGUGGACCAUUUCAGGGCUGCGAAGAACAAUUUCACUGGACAAAUUUUUCGCUUUUUGGACAAUGUUUCAACAAUGUCGGCCAAAGCGGACGAGUUGAAAAAAUCGCUUGAAACAGAAAGGAAAGCUAUGACCGAGAGGUUUUCCCUUUGCUUGGAGGCAGCUUGCAAACAGACGGCCGUCAGGAAGGUGGAUUCUUCGAUGAAAAAGCCAAAUAAAAUCACGAAUCGAAAAGCAUUACUCCUCAGAAGAAGAGAACAUUUAGUAUCUUUAUUGAAGAAUGCUGAAAGGUGGCAAAACUUACAAAAUCUACACACAUUGGUUCAUAGACAAUGAAAAAUCAAAUACAUGUACAUACAAAUACUGUUUAUAAAUUUGUGUAUUUAGUAUUGUCACACUUUUUGAUACUUUUUUAUUUUGAGUUUUAUUCCAUUUGUUUGUUAUCACUGAGCAUUGUUCAUUCAAAGACAACAACAAUUUAUAUACCACAAUCAUUUAAUGAAAACGUUUGUUUUAUUCGGCUCAGACCUGUGAUUGCCCCUUUAUUAAAUUUACUGCUACUCAAUUUGUAAGUGUUCUACGUUAAAUA